ACUUACUACACGUUGUCCUAGACCUCUUACGUUACCAUUUUUUCUUCUUCAUUUUCUCUCCCAUUGUAUAACUAUAACACCUCUGCACCUCCUCCAUACACGGUGGCUUUAGGCGGUGGCAACGGCGGAGUUGGUGGAUGGCAAGAACCAAUAAAUAUUCCUCUAUUAACUUCAAUGACAUCUAUGAGAAAAAAGUAGGCAAUAACAGCUCUUCUUCAUCAUCGUUUCCUUCUCCGUCAUCUUCUCUUUCAUCGUCAGCCUCAUCUUUGACAAGUCCCAAUAAAACCAUAAUCUCAAAUUCAAGAAUCCAUGGCCAUAUGCUUGUUUUGAGCAAACCCGCUACUCCAAAACCGAAACCCAUCGUUGUUCCGCAGAACCCAGCUCCGAAAACUCCAGCUUUGACGAAACCGGAUAAAGUUCCAGAUCAAACCGGAUCUGAACCGGAUAACAUCUCGCUGCGUCCGCAGGGUCGAACCGGAUCCGGUUCACCCGUCACUUUGUCUCCUUUGCCGUCUCCCGGGAAACCCGCUUCUCCUUUGACCGCGCCGUUGUUGAAAUCGGACCGGUUUGUGCCGCCACAUCUUAGACCGGGUUUUGCGGGCCGGGAGGCGAAGCUACCUGGACCCGAGGCUGUGAAGGGUGGACUAGGCAGUGGAAGAGGAAAAGGGCAGUUUGGAGCUCCGAAUCAUUACGGUGAGGAAGGGAGACCGAAAUCUGGAGGCGGCUAUGAGAGGAUGAGAAGGAUUGGUGCUGAACCUGAGGCAAUGAAUUUCACGACCCGACCCGGUUCAAGUGGGGCUCGCCCGAGUUCCAGUGGGUGAAGAAUUCUGUGAAGCUGAGAUCGUCUUUCCUGGGGCAAGGAUGAAUGAAGUCUUGAGAAUUCGGUCUUUGCCAAUGGAUGAUCUUUAAAAUUGGAUCUCACAGUUGUUUUAGAUGCUCAGUGGAUGCUUGUGUCAUGGAUGUUGAUUUUGACCAGGUAGCUCCUCUCCGCAAUAACACCGGGUGACAGGAAGGUUUCUUGAACUGGUGCCAUUUCUUAGAGGCUCGAGGAUCAAAGCCUUACUUUCUUACUGUUGACCUUGUUGCAUUAUUUUCCAGUUAAAUCAGGAAAGAAAAAAACGAAGAUGACAAAGGAAUGUAGAAUCUGUUUGUAUGAUUUUCUUCUUUUGUUUACUUUGUGCUCCUCCUGUCUUAGAGGAGCAUGUUAUGGUGGAUUCCUGAAUUACUUCAAUUUACUUAUCAUGGCUGUACUGCUCUGCAGCAUCUCACUCUGUUACAAUUACAACUCUUUACUUUUUUCUUUUGAUA
Messenger RNA from Coffea arabica (coffee), 1308 nucleotides. The record is from RefSeq and is a predicted model, not a curated record. NCBI's taxonomy places the organism in Eukaryota, Viridiplantae, Streptophyta, Magnoliopsida, Gentianales, Rubiaceae.